This is a messenger RNA of Closterium sp. NIES-67, 1515 nucleotides long. The record is from the annotation of a GenBank genome assembly. NCBI's taxonomy places the organism in Eukaryota, Viridiplantae, Streptophyta, Zygnematophyceae, Desmidiales, Closteriaceae.
UGCGCGGGAAGGGUGGGCCAGACGGGGAAGCUGAGUAGCAGGAGUGAAACGACAGGUGGGUUGACCAAUCAGAACUUCGCUUGGGUGCCGCGAAACACAGGAGCCGAAAUCCGUUGUACAGGUUUCCGGUCAGGGUUUCGGGGUUAAUGUACAGUCUCGGGGCACCUUGUAGAUAGUUGACUCUCCAGCCAGCAGCAAUCCGCCUGGGAAACUCUCAGACGAUUUUUGAGGCGCCUCAAAAAACCAGCAGCAAUCCGCCUAGGAAACUCUGAGACGAUUUUUGAGGCGCCUCAAAAAACCAGCAGCAAUCCGCCUGGGAAACUCUGAGUGGGUGGGUUGCGUUGCAUAGGCAGCGAAGCUGCUUCAUUCUUUGGCAACGCCUUUCUGCCGCCCAAUCUCCUGGCUUUUCUCCUGGUCCUCCUCCUGCUCCUCCUCCUCCUGCAGGUGUGGCAACCUCAACUUCGCCCGCCGCGUCCGCUGCCACCAGCAUGCGAGGGGGAGUUGACGGACCCAGGUUUGGUAUUCUAGACGGGCAUGGGCUUUCCGAAGGGCACAUGGCGGGAGGAGGUGGUAGGGAUGUUGGUUUUCUGCCAAGGGUCGGUGCUGGUAGCAGCAGGGAGGAGGAUGGGAAGGCGGGGGCAGAGACUGGGACUUGGAGAAGGAUCGGGCUCUGGAGAGGGCGCGAGAGAGGGAGAUCAUGCGGGAGAGGGAGCGGAGGAAGGGGAGGGAGCGCGGCAGGGAGAAGCUGGGGAGCGGGAACGGGGGGGGCAGGAUGGAGGGAGGGGAAGGAGCGGCGCGAUAGGGGGGUGGAGGAGGAGGAAAGGGGCAAGACAGGGAUAGUGACAGGGAGAGGGAGAGGGAGAGAGAGAAAGGCAAAGGGGGAGAAGCUAUCGGGGGGCUUCGAGAAGGCAGCAACAACAGCAGAGGGAAUGGCGAGAGGAGGGAGGAGACGGCAAGGCGGGUGCAGUCCCCGGAGCGGCGUGCGGUGAGAGGGGAUGUGGGGAAGGAGAGGGAGAGGAGCCGGUCCCCCGUGCUCGGCGAUAAGAGAUUUGCCGGAAGGAACACCAAACGGUUAAGGAGUUUACGGCAGGCUGAAUGGACUAUGGAUCUCCAUAGCCCUCGUGGCCCUAUGCAGAUUGCUAUGCAGCUGUGGUGUGUUAGUGGUAUGCCCAUGGGACUGCAGUUGUUUGUGCAGAAGAGAACCUCCUUUGGGUUCUGCCCAUGGGUUCUGGGAGGGAGCCUUAAGGCACAGGGGCAGGCAGCCAGGAGCAGCAGUGACGACCACUGUUGGGGAUCAGCAGCGCUCUCUUUAGCUUAUUGUGGUACUUGCUUAUUCUAGGCCCGGUGCCCUUCUUAGGAAGGGCUCUUUUCUGUAGGGCGAGGGGUAUUCUGUAGGGUAAGUCGUGCAGUGCAGCCGCUGGACAGGGUACGGUUGAUGUGGGACGUGGGAUUUUUUGGGUCAGCUGAUGUGGACAGUGGAAUGCAGUGUUUCUAAACCGACAUGGCUUUUUCAGC